AUGAACGAAGAUUUAAAGUUAGGAUCCAUCGUAUGGCCCAACUUCACAUCCCCCUUCAGCAUCUCAUGCUACUGCAUGAAUGAGGGGUGCACCGUCCUCUCCGUGGGGAGCUACGAGGGGAGCAUCGUUUUGUUUAAAGUCGGAGAGAAUGCGAGUAGCGCGCGAGGGGGUGGCAGUUGUGCCAGUGCGAGCUUCCCCGGUUCGAACGAAACCGGUGUGAGUCGUGUAGACAGUGUGGGUGCCCUGUUUGUAUCCCCGGGUGGAAGUUACAAAGAGGAAUUUAAGAAAGGCCCCGGGGGAGGGAACAGCUUCAGCGUUGUGGGGAAGCACCCCGAUGGGAGUGAAAUCCCGGUUAGUAGUAAUUCCCCUGGGGAGGGAGAACUAGGGGGCGCUGCACAUAACGCGAAUGGGGUUAAACUGCCAAUGGGGGAGGGGCGAGGAAAGACGGAACAGGUUAACGGUGAGGGGACGAGCGAAUAUGUAUACAGCAGGGGAAGGAGGAAUGGCAAGGCGGGGGAAGAACCAGAAGGAGGGGAAGCAGAGCGAGGGCACCAAGAAGGGGAGGCCCCAGAAAAUAGAAUCAACUUUCUCCCCUAUUGUAUCCUCCUAAGUAAUAAUAACAACACGUGUAGCAACAGCAUCGUGCAGUUGUGCUUUGGACUGUCCUGCUCAUCCCUCAUCGAAUGCAUAUCGAAAGAGAUUUUAAUUUCGCUUCAUCUGGAUAACUGCCUAUAUUUUUGGUCUCUAGAUGAGGGGAGGUGCUUCAGAGUAGUAAAGGGCUUCAAUUUUUUUAUUUACAACUUGAGGGUGUUGCCAGAUAGACGGUUUAUCCUCUUGUGUGGGGAUAGGAAGGUGCUUCUGAUGGACCUCUGGGGGAACAAGAGCAGAGAGAUCAUUGCGCAUUUAACUUUGGAUAACUACAUGGAGGGGAGCAAUCACAAGAGGGGGGAGAUGGAAGGCGAGAAGGGAGGCACCCCAGGAUCGGCUGGAAAUUCAAAUCAGUGCGAUAAUAAAGGCUCUGCAGUAGGGAGGAAUUACUUCGUUGGGGAUUCGGUUGACAGGCACCACUCUUCGUCGUCCAGUUCGGGCGAAGUGAACGAGAGGGCGCUUAUCGAUGGGGGAGUGGCGGCAGGGCCGUGGAGUGACGCCACUGACGGGGGGGAGGCGACAGACGGGAGUGAGCCACCAUAUGGGAGGGAACUCCCCUAUGGGAGCGAAGCCCCUGGGGGGGGUGCAGAAGUGGAAGGAUACGAAGAAGCAAACGGAGAGGAAGCAAUCGCAGAGGAGGGAUCCGUUUCUCUUCAAAAAAGGCGCGCCAAACGAAGCAACGCAAACCUGGGUGUCGGCACGACGAGGCAGAACGUGAGGAGGCAAGCAAACAGCUACGCCACCCUGGAGGGGCAGAAAUACUCAACAGAAAGUGUAACAAAGAAAAGCAAAAUGGAAGGAGGUGACCAUAGAGAGAGCGUACGAAUAUGCUGCAUCGCAACAGGGCUAGUGCCGUACCUAAAGGAGGACAACCAAAGGUCACUCAUCCAGUGCUUCAAACUGUUGAAGAAGAAAUUAUACAGCUCCUAUAAAAAAAAGGAAAAUUCUAAACGGGUGGCAUUACACGAUAAUGAGGCAGACCUCAGUGGAAGUAACUCUGCAACGGAUCAAAAUGAAGAAUAUGAAAAGAUGAAGCAGGAUGAAGUUAAUAAGAAGCUAAAUAACCUGUUUAGCUGCCCCGUAUUCAUCGUCGCGUCGCUAUCCAAUGGAGACAUCAUCUGUUGGGACUUAACUGAUUUUCUAACCUACUACAAAGGAAAAUGUAGGUUCGUAAUUAGAAUAGAAAAAACAGAACUAGAUUUGUAUAACGAAAUUAUAAAUGAAAUUGCAGAGAAUUGUAUAAUGGAUGAGUUAUUAAAAAUUAAAGUGCACACUUCGCAUGAUAUGAAUUUGAAAGCUCAUGACAGGUGUGUGAAAUGUCAUGAAGGGUAUAAACAGUGCGGUGGGUUGUACCUGAUAGACGCUAAAUUGAUUUCUAACUUAACUCCAGCUGAGGACUGCGUCGAAAUUGCUACGAAUGGGAACUCCAGCCGUAUUGGGGUCAUAGACAGCUACGUCAUCAUUUUGCAGGAAACGAGGUUGAUCAUUUAUGAGCGGAAGGACUUCUCCUCCGCGUUUGUUCCUCUCAUGGACUUGUUUUGCCCGGACUACCACCAGGACUCCCAGAAGAGGAGGCGCAGGAACCCCCACUGGGUGGGUCUGCAGGUGGUGCGCCGCCCCCUCUUGCGGUUUUCCUCGGGCAUCUUCAAAAGCAGCGGACUCAAAACGAAGUCCUUCGACGUGAUGCAGAAGCUGUCCAAGAACGUGUGCGGCUCGAUAAUCGCCUGGACGACGGAGGGGAACUUCUACAGCUACACCCUGCCUCUGAAGUUUUCCAGCCUCUUCCUUUCCUUCCAGUCAAACAUAAAGUCCUUUUUCCUGACGAAGGUUUCGAAGAAGUACCUGGGUUCGCAUAAGAGCCCCAUCCCUAUAGUGAUAUACAAGGAGCGCAUAUGCAGGAAGAGGAGCUUCUUAGGAGAUGAGGACGACGAUGGGGAGGAGAAUAGAGCGAGCAAUCACAACGAAGGGGGGAGUAACUACAAUAACAGCAAUAAGUUUAGGAUAAAAAUAAAUGACAGCACGGAGGUUACUCCCACUUCUUUAAGAAGUAACUUUUCUAUAGGAUCUUUAAAAUCUAAGGCAGCUUCGAAUGAGCAGGUGAUGUUGUCUAGGCCCACCUCUCAGGAAUACGUGAGUCUGUCCAAGAGCAACACCAUCUGUAGAGGAACCAGAGGGAAUAAAAUUGGCUCUGUUAAGAAGUAUGCAAAGUGUACGGAUGAUUUGCUGUUUCUUUUUGUUAGUAGGAAGAACCCCAAUCGGGUGGUCCUUUUUGAGGGGCUACUCACUGCCUGGUUUAAGACCACAAAAUUGGAGAAGGUGUGGCUCUUGCCGAAGAGGAAGAGACUCAUGGAGGGGAAGAAGAUUGCCCAGAGUGGAAAUGGAACCAUCUUGGAUGGAAAAAAAAACGAGCCCGUUAAGGCAAACCCGUUACUCAGUGGGGAUGACAACUGGGAUGCUACUUCAUGGUUGCACACGGAGCAUGUCCUUCCGCCUAACAUACGCCGGUGUAGUGACCUCCUCACAGAUUUACUACACAAUAAGGAGUGCACCAUGCAGGGUGAGCAUGUUGAACGGGGAAGACUCGAUAGGGGGGGGAGAACCAUAGUGGCCUACGCAAUAGCAGAGAGGAAUCUUAACAUUUAUAUUUUUUUAAGCUUCACCAAUGGGCAUGUCCUAAGUGCGUUAAUUAAUUCUUAUGGGAAAUCCUCUCGAGGGAAAAUCAUGAGAUGUAAGAAGGGGAAAACAAAUGGGGUGAUGGGAAGUAGAUUCAUCCGAGAGCUACCCAUCCCCAGGUACCUCCUAAAAAAGAACGUUUUCAUAACGACUCUCCACUGUGAGGGGCACUACCUGGUAGGGGGAUCCAGCAAAGGAGACAUUCUAAUAUGGGAUUUAAGAAGCUUUAAAUUGAAGAAGUUUAUAAAGGCGUGCCAUUUUAACUACGUAAGAAGCAUCCACAGCGUUAUCGAUGAGAAUGCCCCCAACAGAGGGGACCCAACAGAGGGGAGUAACCAGAUGGAAUCAUUUUGGGUUCUAAGCUGUGAUGCCAGCAACAAUCUGAUUCUCCUCAAUUUGAGUGAAAGCCAUUACGACGAGAAUAAUUUCGCAUACCUGUUUUGCAAAAAUGAUAGAUGCAGAAUAGCCAUAACGACGGAUGAAGAAUCGUUAAGGAAGAAGGAGCUGGAGCGUCGCAAAAAAAAGAAAAAGAAAAUCCUCUUUUUAAAUUAUAUGAGAAGUUUUUUUAAAAAAAAGGGAAUAUAUAAUAACGGGAGAGCUACAGAAAGGAAAGACAACCUACUACACAUUCUCAAAAUUAAGAAAGACUUAAAGAUAAAGCUAAUGAAAGGCUUUUACGAUGCCACCUCCUGCACCAUGAGCAGACCUGCCGGUGAUUCUAAAGGGAGCUUCUACCAUGUGAAGAGGAAAAUACAUAAAAAGAGGAAGGCACAUCAUGGGGAAAUAAAGAACAUGCUCAGUGUAUGUCUUUACUGCUCAUUUAAAAAGCUAGAGAAGAAGAACGAAAUUAAUUUUAAGUUAAUAAAUCACGUCUAUGUCAAUACGUUUUCCUCUCUCUUGUAUAUCACUUCGCUGAAUAACUUGGUCUUCAUUUAUGAGUAUGGCAGCGGGCGCUUCCUGCGGUCCCUCUACGAUUCGGACUUCGCCGGCAUGUCCGUGGUCCCCACGGAGACGUGCCACAUGAAGCUGGGCGUGGACGUCACGUCGGUGCGCAUCCUCAACCGGGUGCGCGCGGGCGGCGGGGAGGUUACCAGGGCAGUUCGCGGAGCGGUUGACGCCUGGACCGGCAGCGAUAGUAGCGGUAGCGGCGGCGGCGGCGGAGCAGUUUCCCAGGGCAGCACCCCCCUCGCGCAGCGCGGGAAGGAGGACAGCGAGGAGGCAUACCACGGCGCCCCCCCAAGGAGGAGCCCCCCCCGCGAUAAAUUGGCGAGAAGUGAAAGAUUUCCAAGAAGAGUAGAGAAGCGCCCCUCCAGCUACCUUGUGAAGAGCCAAAUACCAGUCAUAAGUUACGUCCUAUUCAGGGACAGCAAUUUGUCCCAAAAGGCUCUACCGCUGACGAAAUUUUUUUUUCCUUUUUUCUUGCCGCCCAAAUGUGUGCAUCUCUGUAGGGAGCUGUUUUCCUUCCUAGUGAACUUCCCCUCAAUUCCUUUUUCGUUGUGCAUUCACGGGAAGGAAUCCACUCUGUCGACGCUGAUCCCGAUGUCCACGCAGAUAUACUACUUCUCCAAAAUGCACUCCCUGAAGGAGGGUACCUGUGAGGGCAACGUGUACGUCACCAUUAGUGGAGGGAGGAGAGACAGGUACGAAAUUCAGGAGAAAAAAAAAAAAGAAAAAUUCAUUUUGGAUUCCCUACACUUGGAUCAGCCCUACAUUUACAAUAACAAAUUUAAGAGAAAGUUUUUCCUAAGUGAAGAGUAUAAAAAGAAGUACCUCAUUUUUGGCAUCAAGAUGGGGAGCCUCAAGCGGCGGUGCAACGACUUUAUGGAGUUUUCCAAGUAUAAGAAUCUGCAGAUGUAUAGGUAUGACGAGGGGAGCAGCAUCUUCAACGUGGACCCGGGGGUGAUUCUGUGUGAUGAUCUCACUGCGGCGGAGGAACCCCAGGGGGAGGGGCCAAAAAGGGAACCGCUUCCCCAGGAACCGCCUCUCCAGGAACCGCCUCCCCAAGAGGGGGAGAUGCUCAACAGUCGCCGUGGCCCCACACAGGGGAGAAGCAGCAGCGGGAGUGACUGCAGUACUGCUGGCGGUAGCGCCCGCGGUGGUAACUACCCUGAGCGGCCCAGCUUUAAGGAAGCACAUUGUGGGAUACAUAGCCAACCGGUUAGGGGCGACGGGGGGGCCGCCAACCGACUCAUUCGCAAGGCCUCCUCAGGCACCAGCUGUGGUCUCUGGAACACUGUAGAAGAUUCCAAGCAUUUUAGCGCCCGGGCGAGGAGGAAGAAGUACCACAUGAUGCAGUAUAACUACUACAAAGAUUUGGGGGUGCGUCGGCGGACCGUGGCGGGCUCGACCCGGUGGUUUUUGAAAUACUCCGAUGAUGAGUUCGCCAAUUAUUCGUCGGACAAGUCGAGUCUGUACUUGUAUGUGAAGCGCGACCGGCUUCGUCGCUCUGCAAGGAGUGACCAUUGUGGUAGCCAUGCCCAUUGUGGUAGCCAUGCCCAUCGUGUGCCAACCCAUCGUGUGCCACCCCAUAACGUGCCACCCCAUCACGUGCCACCCCAUCACGUGCCACCCCAUCACGUGCCACCCCAUAACGGACCCCCCCCGCGGAGGCUCUCUGCGCCCCACCGGGAACUCCUCUUCGAGAACAACUCCGUGGACGUGUACUGCAACAGCGUGUAUGUGAAGACGCUGUACUGCUGCUUCAUGCUGCGGUUCCUGAGCCUGUGGUGCGCCAGCAGCAAAGGGGGGCGCUACGACCCUGCCACGCUCUUCAACUUUAGGAGGUACAUAGUAGAGAAUCUGCCCGAGAGCAACACGCUGAAUCUGUUUCUCCUGAGCUACAUAUCAAUGUACCCAUACGAUAAGAGUAUACGCAUACAGUUGCAAAGGUUUAUGUGCACGGUGAUAGCCAAUGUGAAGGACAAAACUUUGGAUAAGUACGCCAAGACCUCCACAGAAAUUUUAAGAAUAAAUAAUAAGAAAAAAAGAAUCAUUCAAAAGAGCAUGGAUGAAAUAUCGUUGUAUGAUACGACAGGGACCUAUGUGAUUACAAUUAUCAUACCAAAAGUGGGAUCCUUUUUUUUCUACCCCUUUAUCUACGCGGACGAAAUUUGCCUUACCCUAUUACUGCUGCUACUCCUGGUGAAGUCCCACUAUUUGAGGAACUCCAAAACGUUCUAUACCAAUGCCAGCAUGAUAACCCUCAUUGUGCAUCACAUCUGCUACUACAUUUUCGUUGACACUCAGUACCUCAUAGAGAAGGACAAUAAGUUUAACAAAUUUAAAUUGUUUCAUUUUAUUCACUUGCUUUCUCUGAGCUUUUCUAUCACCUGGGAUUUCCACGUGCUGAUUCAGAGGGGCAUCUUCACCAGCAACAUGAAGAAUGUGUCCUACCUGUCCUUCAACUUGCAUUUGAAGAAGGAGGACUUUCACCUGAACGAGCGGAUGAUCGAUGAGAGCUACUUUAGGGCCCUGAAGGAUUAUUACAUCCUGGGGGCGGUGCCGCCAGAAGAAGGGGCGACUGGCGCGGCGACUGGCGGUGGUACUGCUGCGUCUGCCGCGUCUGCCACUCCUGCCGCGUCUGCCACUCCUGCCGCGUCUACCGCUCCUACCGCUCCCACCGCUCCUGCCGCUUCUAACGCCCCCUUCGCGGGGGCGGCCAUGCCCAUCGCGGGGAGCGAUAAAACGCUCGGCCACUCCGUGAGCGAAAUCAAUUUGAAGAAUUACCUGGACGAUUUUGUCGGCUCAGCAGAUAACGGAAAAGCGGGCGGAGAGUUAGAGUCUGAGAGGGAAGAGCAGCUCUCACUGAACUCUUAUGAAAAUGUCUUUUCAGAGGCACACAGUGAGGGGAGGAGCGCAUUCCUGGGGAGGUCAAAUGAAAUCCUCGAUGCAGGGACAACAGGGUCAGCCCCAUCCCAAAUAGUAGUUGGAGUGGUGAACCAGGUAGGUUCAUCAGAUCAAAUUCACCCCGUGGAAGGGAUAAGCAGAGGGCAAAGCUACUACAAUGAGGUGUACCACCUAUCAUGUGAUGAAAGCAAAAUGAAGAUGAUGCAAAUGCAGAUGCUCCAAAUGAAAAUGGCCCAAAUGAAGGGGAAAAAGUCCCAAAUAAAUGAACACAAUUACAUUAACAUAUGUCACUUCAUUUUGAAUAUCUUCGAUUUGUAUACCCUAUCAACGAACAAUCUGAGCUUUUUAAAAAUAUUAAUUAACACGGGGAGGACGGAGCCCUUCUUAUUCUUAAAGACGCUACAUUAUAUAACAAGUCAUGUUCAGAGGAGAGUAUCCUGUAUGAAUAAAAUUUUAUUCCUUCUCAUAAUUUUAAUAAAAAAUUAUAAAUGUGUAUUUAUCCUCUACAUGGACGUUAUAAUUGACAUCCUUUUGAAUUCUCUUGACCCCUCCAACAACCUUCGUAUCCUUUGCCUGAAGCUAUCGACCAGCCUAAUCUACACCUUAGUGAAACAGUACCCCAUCUGUUGCUUUAAUAAAUUUACACAACGAUUGGCUGUGGCAAAUAACAUGAGCAAAUGCAUUUAUCUAUACGAUUUGAAGAACGCAAAGAAAUUGAAGAUUUUUCAAGGGCAUAAGAGAGACGUAGAUUGCAUCAACUUUAACAGCACGGGGACUUGCUUAGCUUCCUACUCCAAGCUGGACCUUUCCUUCAAAAUCUGGAAUUGCACAACUGCGGGGCUGUUCAGUGGAUUUUUGAAAAUUCAGUCCAAGUGCGCUAGGGACAUACAGCUCUCCAGGAUAAAGCUCAGCUACUUGUUCCUCUCCGACCACUACAUUGAUAUUACCUACAAGAAGAAGAACGAGUGGGCCCUCCGCCGCGAGGACAACGCGGUGUAUUUGAUAUACAUCUAG
Molecule: messenger RNA, 8181 nt
Organism: Plasmodium vivax (malaria parasite P. vivax)
Lineage: Eukaryota; Apicomplexa; Aconoidasida; Haemosporida; Plasmodiidae
Exons: 2
Coding region: 1-8181 (2726 amino acids)
Biological process (GO): mRNA splicing, via spliceosome
Cellular component (GO): precatalytic spliceosome
Molecular function (GO): protein binding
Source: RefSeq, a predicted model, not a curated record